AUGACAGGAUGGAAAAAGGACGCUGGGGACAAGCUGGAGAAAUCUGAGAUCAACAGUGUAGGCGAAAUGAACUGUACCCACGUUGAUUUCCCGGCUUCGAUUGCCACGCAGCGUCAGUGCGGUGGGGACCCGGACCACAGCGGGGAGCUGCGGGCCUCGGAGCUGCGGGCUUGGCGCCGCUUUCCCGCACACUUGGCGGGCGGCGGCGUCGGCGGCCCCAGCAUUAGCCAAGCUGCCGCCGGGGGCCCCUCACCGGCCCCAGGUGCGGGGACGCCCCCGCCUCCACUCCGCAAGGCGCCCGGGACCUCGGCUCACCGCGACCCUCCCCAGGCCCGCGAGGACCCCUGGAUCCGCCCCCUCCCCUUCGCCCGGCCGGAACCCCCCAGUCUUCCGGGUGGUGCGUGCGAUGGGGAAAUGCGACGGGCGGUGCGCGCUGCAGCUGGUUACGGAGGAACCCUGGCGGCCGAUCGCCUACGCCCACUCCUGCCGCAGGCGGGCUGGAGUCGCUGCGCGGUCCUCCUGCUGCGGUGGCACCGGGACCGCCGGCCGGCGAGCCGCGCGCGCCCCCUGCCGGCCGCCGGCCGCCUCGGCCCCGGUGCAGGCGGUGAGAACCCCGGAGCCCGUGCGCGGAGGCGGGGCUCACCGGAAAGAAUCGGAGCGCGCUGCCGCCGCCGCUGUCGCUACUAUGACUACCAUCCUGUCGGUGACAGCGCUGGUGCCGGUGGACAAGGAUGCCUGGGGGCAGGCCCUCACGGGAGUUGCUGGUCCUUCCCAGGAACACCCAGGGCUCGUAAAGGAUUGUGGACCAGCUGGAAAGGACUGGGGUGCAGCCGGCGUCAGGACUGCGGGAUGUGCGGGCUCCUGGCCCCGGGGUGGCAUCCUGCAGUCGGUCAAACCGUGUCGGAAAGUCAUCCAUAAUGGAGGAAGAGAAAAUGAGCUGUAUCAUCCCAAUUUACUGAAUACGAAAAAUAUUAAAGACUUAUCUCUAGAUGGCAGAA
Ailuropoda melanoleuca (giant panda) is the source of this 998-nucleotide messenger RNA. Its product is annotated as translation initiation factor IF-2-like. Bases 1 to 918 code for a protein of 305 amino acids. Lineage: Eukaryota; Metazoa; Chordata; Mammalia; Carnivora; Ursidae. The record is from RefSeq and is a predicted model, not a curated record. The transcript has 3 exons.